Molecule: messenger RNA, 6092 nt
Organism: Paramuricea clavata
Lineage: Eukaryota; Metazoa; Cnidaria; Anthozoa; Malacalcyonacea; Plexauridae
Source: the annotation of a GenBank genome assembly
AUGGCGCCGCCUAACACGCUUUAUAAAAGCAAUUUGACAGUCAGUUUCAUUUUAGAGCUACUGGUACGCAUGCCUGAAAAUUGUUUGAAAGGCUGAUGGCUUGGCUGAAUGGUCUUGCGUCAACCGGUACCCGCUAAUGUCAAACGCUUGUUAAUAAUGGUGGAACGGUUAGACGAUUAGAUUUAAAAUAAUUUUAAAAAUCUCACAGAAUUCGUGUGUUUUUGUAACAGAAAACGUUUUAAUAGGACAAGUGUUGUUAUCUGAUCGAAGGUAAGAUGAUACGAUAUUUUUAGUAAGUGAUUUUAUCUAAUAUAUGGACUGGAAUAUUAUCGAUUAUAUUAAUAUAGUAAAUAUAUUUAUGUAGUCUUUGACUUACUAAAUUUUGACUUUGUUGCCUUUAUUCCAUGGUUAAGAUUUUCCUUUAGUUCCCUUUGGUUAUAUGCACAGUUUGCAUCCAUUUAAAUAGUACUUGAAGCUAUUUUUUGGUAUAAAAAUUAUAUUAUUCAUUGACAUUGUUUAUUUUUAAUUGUUGUAAAGACAAUAGGGUUCAGUAAUUAAUAAAAAAAUCCCAUCUUAGUUUUGCCUUAUUCUGCUUUACUCUUUAGUCUUUAAAAUUGUUGAUAUAAAAUUUUUUCGUUCAUAAUGGCAUAUUUACUCAAAAAUUGAGUAAAUUUGAAACUUUACUAAAAAUUUCGAGUCUAUUUGCUCAUAAAUUUAAGUAAUUUUACUGGAAAUUUUCAAUCAUCGUCUAUCAAUAUAUUCAUUCAUAGUCUAUCAAGAAAAUUCUCUCCAUUUGAUCCGCACACGGGAAAGGUAGAAGCUAGCUUAUGAAACAUAUAUAUAUAUAUAUAUAUAUAUAUAUAUAUAUAUAUAUAUAUAUAUAUAUAUAUAUAUAUAUAUAUAUAUAUAUAUAUAUAUAUAUAUAUGUGUAUAAAAAUAAGUGUCCAUCCAGGGUCACAAGGCCUGGACACUACGUUUGAUCACUAUGAUCACGUAGUGAGCUCACGAGUGGAAGGAAAUAAAGUAAGCAAGACCUUGAGAAAAAAACUCAACAAAAAAUAUCGAAAUCAUAUAUUAUGCUCGUUCGUGGUACCACGUUCUUGAGCACUCUAUAGUUCAUUGUAUAGACUUAUGCGCGCCUCGUACUUAGCGAGUGUUGCUGCUUUGUCGAAUGUCAAACAAAGACAUAAAAAUAUGAAAUAUAUAUAAAUAUAUAUAUAUAUAUAUAUAUAUAUAUAUAUAUAUAUAUAUAUAUAUAUAUAUAUAUAUAUAUAUAUAUAUAUAUAUAUAUAUAUAUAUAUAUAUAUAGAAGGCGCCAAAACCGUGUAAUGUCAGCACGGUUUUCCAAAACCAUCCCAUCCCUUAUGAACUAGCGCUUAAUAGUUUUCCACAUUACAAGGAUAGUUGUCCUAAUAUAUCCCAAGAUUUUUUACGAUAUACUAUAAUAUCAGUUCAUUGUUUAUUGAAUAUAUUCAUGGCUUAAUUCCCAUUCAUUUUGCUUUGUGCAAUUUUUGGCCAUAUAUACGAUUACUGAGUUCAGCAUCAGAACAGGACUAAUUAUGUAUCCUGGGCUUUACCGUAAAUAUGUCAAACAAAAACUCCCCGAGCAUAUUGACUCAAAAACAUGGGUAAGAUAAUGCAUGCACCCACAGUGACUCUAAAUUUUGAGUAAAAUUACUUAAAUUUAUGAGCACUGAAUAGAGUCUUUUCAAAGUUUCAAAUUGCUCAUAAAUUUGAUUAAUUUUACUCAAUAAUUUUACUCAAACAAUUUUACAGUACAUUUGUGUGGCCAUGCAUAUACAGUACUAACGCCUGUGUUCUAAAAGCUCACUCAAAGAGUGGAGGUUCAAUCUGAGCUUCCCUUGAGCAUCAGUGCUGUUUUUGAAUAGCUGGAGGGUUAGUAGUCACAUAGUAAGGUACGGGACUAACCCUUCAGCAAUUCAAAAACAGCAUUGACACUCAAGGGAAGCUCAGAUUGAACCUCAACUCUUUGAGUGUGAGCUAGCUUUUAGAAUACAGGCGUAAGCAUCAGAAUAGACUAAUUAUGCAUCCCGUGACUUUACCGUAAACAUAACAAACGUUUAGUUUAAUCAUUUUAGCGAUGCAACCACGAUCAGGAAUUAUCUUCUUUUCCGUUGCUGUUAUUGCUGUGACUUUGGGAGAACCUUUAUUUGACAAGCUGCAUCCGAACAGAGAUGAGAGAUUUCAGAUAAAAAAUGCUGGUAAGUUUCAAGUGAACAUGCCAAUUUCUACCAUUUUAAUUUUUUCUAUAUUAUAGUUGCCUAAUUCUAACGUUUAGUCACCUUUGACUUUGUUCUAUAUUGUAUGUUUCGUAAACUAAAACGGUUGUAUUAAAAUGUGAGUUAUCCAAACUCACACAAUUCUCCAAUCCGAGAUGACGUCAUCAAUUUUCCAUCACACACUCUACAGAUCUAUCAUUCAGGGCGCGACUUACGUAGGUUUGAACAUUUUGUUUUUCCUGUACAUUUGUGAUUUGAGCAGAAUUUCCAUUGCAGUGAAAAUGUUUCACUCAUCCCAGUGGAAUUUCCAGUCAUUAUUUGUGUAGCGCGCUGAAUGUCCAAAACAGCAUGAAAUUUUCCGUAUAUAGACUAAUUUUAUUAGCAUGAAGAUCUCAAAUCUGCAUGGGGCGGGCAUUUUUGCCAAAUAUGAUAACGCUAACUCACAUCAGCGAAUUGUAUAUUAAGCCUCGUUUCCAUAUGAUCGUAACGGUCGAAAAGAUUGAGUCACGAUCAGCCGAAAUACAACAUUUUAGAACUGAAAAUACGCGGAGUGAUUAGAACUGGAGAAUGCUUAUGAUUUAUAUGUGGUUUACAGGUGCAUGUAAACUAUUUUAAACUGGCCGUUGAAAAAGAUCGUGAUUCUAUUUUUACGACCAUGUGGAAACCAGGCUUACGUACGAGUCACUGAAUCAUAUAGACAAUAGACCUUAUGCAUAAUGACGACACAAGGCUUGAUGCCCGCGAGGAAUGCUGGUCUUAGUAGUCAUCGCCCGAAAAUUAAACAAUUCAAAAUGGCCACUAUCGAAAUUUUCCCGGGCGAUGACUACGAAGAUCAGGAUUCCUCGCGGGCUUGAAGCCUUGUGACGCCAUUAUGCAUAAAGUCUAUUGUAUAUAAUGCUCAGUUAUAUAUUAUAUGGGGUAUAUACUAAGCAAUAGUAGCUACAUGUGAGUUCUUCUUUAUAGGUUAAGUGGGUUUUUUUUGCUAAACAUGGUGGUCAAAUUCAAAUUUAUUGACUUAUGGGAUCGAAAAAUUUUGAUGUUUCCAUUGCAUGUAUUUACCACCAAACUGUCUUCUCUGUUAGGAUUAACCAACCCAGAUAAAAUAGCUUUCACUCCCUAACACUUCGUAAGGCAGAUCGUGGCCAACCUGCAGUUAUCAGAGUGAAAAAUUAAUGUGGAAUUGGGAGAUAAGUUUAAUUUCGUGCUCCGAUAAGUCAACUGAUAAGUUAAUACCAUAAACUUGGGGGGUGGGUGACUUGUCCCCCAGCCCGUUUUGGCCCCUCCAGUGAACUAUGUAGUGUUUGUAGUCCCCCAGUGAAGGUUCUUAGAAUUCUGUCUAAAAUAUAACCAAAAAAGGGAAGAAUAACUUAGUUAAGAAGAGUAUUUUAGUAUUCCCAUGUCCAAAUAUUUGUCUAGCAGAUGAAAUAUAUAAAACAAUUGUGUCUAAAAAUACCGAAAAUCAAGCCCCAGACACUUAAAAAUACAAAUUUUUCGGUUUACCAACUCCAAGUUCGGUCUCUUUCUCUUGAUGGCCCCUCUACUGACACAUUCGUAAAAGAAGCCCUGGUCUCAACAUUUUCGAAGGUGACGACAGCACUUACUCAAACCGUCCAAUAAACAAACAUUAGCUAAUACUGUGUUUUGCAUUUCUUUCUAACAGAAUUUCAAAGUGUUGGUUGCUGGAAAGAUUCGCUUGAUACGAAAGCGCUGCUUCCACUUGAAAACAAACACCCGCUCCUUAUGGACGGCCAUGGCGAGGCUCGUGCCAAUGCCAUGAUGAAGUGCGCAGAAGCUGCGUGGGACCUGGGACUGAAAAUCUUUGCCCUACAAAAUGGCGGCGAAUGCAUGGGUGAAUCGGAGGGUGAACGUAAAUACAUGAAGUAUGGCAUGUCUAACCUGUGUCAUGGUUAGUACUAGAGCAGUAGUUGGUACAGAGCGUUGGCACUCAUUCCCCAGGGACCAACUCAACAAAAGCCAUGGCAGCCAUGUUGGUGUUCCACACAAAAGAGUCCAAUUAAAAUUAUUUUGAAUUGGAACACCAACAUGGCGGCUGUGACGUCAUGUGCAAACGCUCUAUUGGGAAUUCCUUUUUUUCUUAUUGCAGUAAUGCAUCAUGCCUCAAUGACCCCCUCUAGGACCGUUUGCCAACGCUCCCUUAUCAUCCGACUCUCAUCAACUUUGAGCUGGUUGAAAUUUUGAUGCGAGUUGAUGAGAGAUAAUUGCUCGUUCGGUAAUAUUUCACUGAACUCUCAUCAACACGUGUACAUGUUCUCGUUUGUUUGGGAUGUUAAGUAUGCUACUGAUGGUUGGGGAUAAGGUUUUCUUGCUCGAUAGGCGAUCCUUCUCUGACUUGAUGUGUUUGAAAACUGAUUAUUUAAUUCCUCCAUUUUACUGAUGCUUUUCACCAUAUCGAGUUAAGCAAAAAUCUAUAGAGAGUAUCUGUUUGGCUAUUCACUUAGGAGACUAUAUAUAGACUUUUAAAUUUUUCAAACAAAAAUUUCAAAUUCAUAAAAAAUAACUUUGGCAAAAAAGUUAGUAAGCUGUCGAUGUGUACUUAUGGGUUCAAAAUUCGACAAUAGCCUCAACUAGCCUUCCUCACGUCAUGUGACCACUCCUUGUCCACGAUUUUUCGGUGGCAAACCGCACAGCGAUAGACCUCAACAAGAGAAGAAGUGAAUUUAGUGACACAGUACUAUACUCCACUACUUACUCCAUCAAAUCACUACUUUCCUUGUUGUCAUCUUCUGUCGCUGCGCGAUUUGAUACCCAAAAAUGGCGGACAAGGCCUGAGAAAAGCUAAUUAUUUUAAACAAUUAUUCUACAGGCGAUGGUCUCGGAGGUCCAUAUGUCAACGAAGUCUACAGGUACCAAAUGACAUAAAAUUUUAAGAGGCAAUUUUUUUCAAUGUCACGUAUUCGCAAUGAAAAGUGUUCAAAACCUAAAAUCUUUUUGGCGUUCCUCUCAAAAAUUACUAUGUUUUAGCUUUAUUCUCUAGUUUAUAGAGUUAGCUACCUUUCUAAAUGCAUCUGCCGGUUGAGAAACAUAAAAUAAUAGUUAAAAAUUGUCAAUUAAAAUACAAUUAUCAGUGAUGCUAAACUGACGCCAUAUUUACAGUCAUAUAAGCAAAACUUACUGAACUUCAGACAUCAUUUUCUCUUUGGCGUAUCAUCUAAAAUCUCUUCAUUUUAGCAUUAUUUUACAGAUAAAGCACUAAACAUACUUUUUAAGCUUGUUUGCCGAUUGAGAAACGUAUCGAAAAAUACAAAUUUUGAAUUUAGUCAUAACCUCAAGUGAUAUAUUAUACGCAUUAGUUUUGAGCGCGUGUUACGUAACAUACAAAAAAAUCUUCUCUUAAAUUUUCAUGCAUUAUUGAAGAUUCGUGUGGAAACAUACGUAGGAUCGAACGUAUUCCCAUGAAGUAAAGAUGCUGUCCACAGAACAAAACCAUGGCUCUUCACGUAACGUUCAGGGUUACAAUAGUGAUAUCCAAUGAUCAAUGUUCCACUGUCUUUUCAUUGUUUUGAAAUCUCACUGUUCUCAAUGCCAUGCAGUCACAAUCCAAUGAUUGGAACGUUCCAUUGUUUUUUCAUUGUUUUGAAAAUGCCACUGUUCUCCAUGCCAUCCAGUCAUUCAUUGUUUUUUUCUCCCAGGUUCCUAGGCAACAAUGUUUUACCGCGUGAUGGAUCGUUCACUAACUGGCAGCAAUGGGGAGGAUGUAGCGCAUCAUGUGGCCCGGGGACUGAGACGAGAAUACGGACCUGCACUGAUCCAACGCCUUAUGGCGGAGGCAAAGAUUGUUCACGGCUGGGGGCUCCGUCCGAAACACGCAAGUGCAAUGUUGCUAACUGUUAA